Strongyloides ratti is the source of this 597-nucleotide messenger RNA. RefSeq lists its product as hypothetical. Lineage: Eukaryota; Metazoa; Nematoda; Chromadorea; Rhabditida; Strongyloididae. The record is from RefSeq and is a predicted model, not a curated record. The transcript has 2 exons. The coding region runs from base 1 to 597 and encodes 198 amino acids.
AUGAGUUUAGGAAAGAAUAAAUUCAUUAAUGAUAGGGAUAUUUUAAAUCCAUUUUUUUAUCGUUUAGCAUUAUGUUUUUAUCAACAAUCUUACAUCAAAUCUGUUCUUGAACAGUAUAAAGGUAGUGAAGAAAUUGAAAAAAUGAGAAGAGAUGUGUAUGAAUUUUACAUGAAAAAAUUAUCCAAAUUGAGGAGACAUUCUCAAAUUGAGUUAGAACAACAUGAUCCUGAUAUAGAUGGAUUAUUAAUGGAUACAUUUAAGGAAAUGAAAAAAAUAUUAGAUUCACGACAUCCAAGAGAUAUUAAGUGGGAGGAUCAUACAAUUUUGGAUGGAUAUGAUGAUAUGUUAUAUAUGAUAUCUAGUUUACCAUUUAAAACUCUUUUAAUUGAAACAAUAAGAGAUAUUGAUAAAACAAUUUGUUCUCACAACUCUUCAUUUCCAUCAUGGAAGAUAUUUGCUGUUAAUGACGGAAAUGAAAAUUAUGCUGAAAUUAAAUUAUCUUUUGAAGGACCUUCCCAAGUAAAUCAACCUAAUGAAAACAAAGUAGAUGAAAAUACAAAUAAUGAUGACAAUUGUCGCAAUGAUAAUGUUGAAUAA